AUGAAUGGCCUGAGUCGGUCUCCGCGGCGGGUGCCCAAUGUUGCAAGUCCAAACUCGACCUCAAGACAGAGCGCAGACUUUGGCUUGGGAAGUUCAGAGAGUGCCAUGGAAUUGGACAAUGUUGCUCUCGACGCGGAAGAGGAUCUGCGACAAGAACCUUCCAUGACAAUAUCCGAAAAGCUGGCCGCAGUAGAGGCGGAAGCCGCCGAAGCACACCGGAACCCUCCCUCCCCCCAUGUCGACACGAUAAGCAAGAAGAGGAAAUAUGGCGCGAACGCUGCGAAGACCAGGAAAGCCAGCAGACGACGUUCCACACUUAGUCCUGAAGAGCUAGCUGAAUUAAAGGGCUUGGAAUAG
Molecule: messenger RNA, 357 nt
Organism: Cladophialophora psammophila CBS 110553
Lineage: Eukaryota; Fungi; Ascomycota; Eurotiomycetes; Chaetothyriales; Herpotrichiellaceae
Exons: 2
Coding region: 1-357 (118 amino acids)
Source: RefSeq, a predicted model, not a curated record